ACAGCUGAGCUGGACAAACCGCCGGACACUCUAAUUGGCUGAGGCCAGGCAGAGUUCAGGUAUAAAACAGCAGCUUGGUCUCUCAGCACAUCAUCAUCAUCACCAUGGCCUUCCUCUGGAUCAUCUCCUGCCUCGCCUUCGUUAGCGCCGCCUACGGCUGUGGCACCCCCGCCAUCCCUCCCCAGGUGUCUGGCUAUGCCCGCAUCGUCAAUGGUGAGGAGGCAGUGCCUCACUCCUGGCCCUGGCAGGUGUCUCUGCAGCAAUCCAACGGCUUCCACUUCUGUGGUGGAUCUCUGAUCAAUGAGAACUGGGUGGUCACCGCCGCUCACUGCAACGUCAGAACCUACCACCGCGUGGUUGCCGGAGAGCACGAUAAGGGCUAUGGCUCCAACGAGAACGUCCAGGUGCUGAAGCCCGCCAAGGUCUUCACCCACCCCCAGUGGAACCCCCGCACCAUCAACAACGACAUCUCCCUCAUCAAGCUGGCCACCCCCGCCCGCCUGGGCACCAACGUGUCCCCCGUCUGCCUUGCCGAGUCCAGUGAUGUCUUCGCCGCCGGCAUGACCUGCGUCACCUCUGGCUGGGGUCUGAUGCGCUACAAUGCUCCCAGCACUCCCAACAAGCUGCAGCAGGCCGCCCUGCCCCUGCUGUCCAACGAGCAGUGCAAGAGACACUGGGGCAGCAACAUCUCCGAUGUGAUGAUCUGCGCUGGAGGAGCUGGAGCCACUUCCUGCAUGGGUGACUCUGGUGGUCCUCUGGUCUGUGAGAAGGAUAACGCCUGGACUCUGGUCGGUAUCGUGUCCUGGGGAAGCAGCCGUUGCUCCACCUCCACUCCUGCCGUCUAUGCCCGAGUCACCGAGCUCCGCGGUUGGGUUGAUCAGAUCCUUGCCGCUAACUAAAUGCUCAGAGGCUGAGCUGCCACUGCCGGUAGCAACCCAGGAACUCCCUGACCCUUCACCCCUGACCCCUGACCCUGCCUGGCCUGGCAGUCCCACAUCAGAGUGUGGACAGUGAAUGAUAAUAAAAACUUUUGAACAUCA
Lates calcarifer (barramundi perch) is the source of this 1040-nucleotide messenger RNA. Its product is annotated as chymotrypsin B. The transcript is spliced from 7 exons. Bases 105 to 899 code for a protein of 264 amino acids. The record is from RefSeq and is a predicted model, not a curated record. Gene Ontology annotation, molecular function: serine-type endopeptidase activity. Gene Ontology annotation, biological process: proteolysis. NCBI's taxonomy places the organism in Eukaryota, Metazoa, Chordata, Actinopteri, Centropomidae.